This is a messenger RNA of Pantherophis guttatus, 1340 nucleotides long. RefSeq names its product goannatyrotoxin-Vere1-like. NCBI's taxonomy places the organism in Eukaryota, Metazoa, Chordata, Lepidosauria, Squamata, Colubridae. The record is from RefSeq and is a predicted model, not a curated record. Gene Ontology annotation, molecular function: neuropeptide hormone activity; neuropeptide Y receptor binding. Gene Ontology annotation, biological process: feeding behavior; neuropeptide signaling pathway. Gene Ontology annotation, cellular component: extracellular region.
UCAUAAGCAAAAGGACUGGGUCUACUGUGUUGAUAAAGCCUCUUUUGCACUGUAGUUUGUCUUAGAUAUGAACUUGUUUAUUCCUAUGGGAGAUUUCUUAUGCUUUUAAAAGAAUGUGUCUUCACUCUGCAUUAUACCUCUUAGGGGGUAGAUUUCUCCAUCAUUGCCAUCCUACUGAUGGCCAUUAAAAGUUGUAUUCUUUGACACUGGCUUAGAGACACUUUUAGACACUCUUAAGAGACACUCUUAAUUCCCUUUGGGUUCAUCUAGUUUUCUAAUGAAUUCCUCCCUCCCUUGGCAUGCAUAGAUAGUUUCCUUGGAAAGAUAAUCAAGGUAGCUGAUACUGAAUUGCAUCGAUCAACAAAUUAUGGGUGAAUGAUUGAAUGAACGUGGGGGAGAGAGAAAAUGAGGGAGGGGGAGGAGCCUUCCCCCUCCUUCAUUUACUCACUUACCAAGCAUAUAAACCCUGAUUGUGAGAGCUGUUAACAGAGGCAAUUGGAAGAUUCAACUUGAAGAUCGCAGAGCUUCAGCAUCUCUUCAUAUCUAGCUUUGCCUUUGUACCUCCUUUUCACAAUGGUUGCCUCUCUGAAGUCUUGGCCUCUUGUGAUUGCCAUGGCUCUGUGCAUCAUGUUCUGUCUGGGAACAUUUGUGGAUGCCUAUCCACCCAAGCCUGAGAGUCCUGGAGAAAACGCUUCGCCGGAAGAAAUGGCAAAAUACCUUGCUGACCUUCGGCAUUACAUUAACUUGGUGACAAGGCAAAGGUAUGGCAAGAGAUCUAUCCCAGAGACCUUGAUGUCAGAGCUUGUUUUUGGAGACAAUAGCAAUGCCAGAUCAAGGUUUGAUGAUUCCUAUAUGUGGUGAAGACUUACUCACUUUUCAGUGAAUGGAAGAUCAGCUGCCUCUUUUUAAAUAUUCCACUCCUGUUGUGUCAUUUAACAUGUUUUAAAAGCCUGUUCUUUCCCCAUUUCUGGUUUCUAUCAAAUGUUGAAUCUUGGGAAAUCAUUCCUUUGGGGAUUCCUUCUGCCCCCUAAUUUAAAAAAAAAACGAAAAUGCUUCGUGCAAGCAUAAGGGGACGCUGCAAGAAAUCUAUUGGGCUGGGGACAGGUAUGGUGUCAAGUGGCCUAGGCUUUGUUUGAAAUAAUGUCUGCAUUGACUCACCCAUGAAAGAUCACACUAUGUCCACUCUUUAUUUUAUACAAUAGAUGUGUGUGCCUGUAUGAAUGUUUGUGUGUGUGUGUAGUGUGUAUGUGUAUAUAUAUAUAUAUAUAUAUAUAUAAAUGUAUGCAUAUUCAAAGAAUUUUCUGCAUCAACAAUAAAAAAGCAAAUGUAUUGGAGAAGAA